AUGAUGCAAUCUGCAAUCCCAAACAAGCGCGGAGACCUAUCCCAAGCAGCGAUGGUUGAAUUGCGCGAAAUGACCAGAGGUGCGUGCGUCGAUAUCGCAAACGGGCGCGACGUGAUGGCAAUUCCAAAGGCCGUUAGGAAGUGGGUGGCCGAAGAUCGGGUUUACACGGGUCGUGCGCUCCUCCUGGCGAUGGGCUCCGGGGGAUGA
Molecule: messenger RNA, 207 nt
Organism: Penicillium chermesinum
Lineage: Eukaryota; Fungi; Ascomycota; Eurotiomycetes; Eurotiales; Aspergillaceae
Exons: 1
Coding region: 1-207 (68 amino acids)
Source: RefSeq, a predicted model, not a curated record